This is a messenger RNA of Pecten maximus, 3897 nucleotides long. RefSeq lists its product as uncharacterized. The record is from RefSeq and is a predicted model, not a curated record. Lineage: Eukaryota; Metazoa; Mollusca; Bivalvia; Pectinida; Pectinidae. The transcript has a single exon. Bases 1 to 3897 code for a protein of 1298 amino acids. Gene Ontology annotation, molecular function: zinc ion binding; nucleic acid binding. Gene Ontology annotation, biological process: DNA integration.
AUGGCAGGUAAAAUUGGUCGCAUCGAUCCGUUCAACGAAACUGUAGAAACGUGGGAUGCAUACAGUGAGAGGCUAGAGCAAUACUUCAUAUGCAAUGACGUGAAAGACGAUAAAAAAAUUCCCGUCCUUUUGAGUCUAGUUGGGGGAAACACGUACUCAUUGUUACGUGGUCUCACGGCUCCUAAAAAGCCCUCUGAGGAAACUUUUGAUAGACUUAUAGCCCUAUUAAAGGAACACUAUAACCCCAAGCCAUUAGUGAUAGCUGAAAGAUUCAGAUUCCAUAAAAGGGAACAGCGUGAAGGGGAGACCAUUCGGGAAUAUAUUGCGUCAAUCCGGAAAUUAUCAGAGCACUGCGAAUUCGGUACCAAGCUAACCGAUGCACUUCGCGACAGGCUUGUAUGUGGAUUAAAGAAUGAGAACAUACAACGGAAACUUUUGUCAGAGGCAGAUCUCACCUAUGACCGGGCAGUAGAGCUGUCGGUAGCCAUGGAAACGGCGGCCAAGGACGCUAUAGAGCUACGGAAUACUUCGUCUACUGUAAACAAAAUACAACACAAGGUAAGGAAAACACCUACAAGCAGCCAUACACAUGACAGGAAACCAUGUUACAGAUGUACAGGGAACCAUGACCAGAAAAACUGUAAAUUCAAAGAUGAAACAUGUUACAAAUGUGGUAAACAUGGUCACAUAAAAAAGGCUUGUAGAGGAACUCGACGGGUUCACAGAACACAUGCUAUAGAUACUGAACAUGAGGAUGAGUUAGAAAUGAUUGCUCAUGUGGAGAUGGUGAACAGCACUAAUAGUUCAGCUCGAGAAUCGAUAUGGGUAAUACCAAACAUCAAUGGAUAUGAAUUGAAAAUGGAAUUAGACACUGGUUCCGGGGUAUCGGUUGUAACCGAGGAUGUUUUCAGGAAAACUCUGCAUGGAAAGGUUAAGAACUUGUCUAAUACAGACAUUUGUUUAAAAACAUAUUCCGGUGAAAGGUUGAAUACACUAGGAGUAGCCAAGGUCAAGGUCGAUUACAAUGGACAGUCUAAGAAAUUGGACUUGUAUGUGGUUGCUGACGGGGGCCGACCCUUAUUUGGUAGAGAAUGGCUUCGUCAUAUCACUCUUGAUUGGCCAAGGAUUCACAGUAUCAACAGCCAGAGGGAUUCGAACUCUGACUACAGUCCCGCAGUCCAACAGAAAAUAGAGUCAAUGAUGGAUAAACAUUCGUCCAUAUUCCAAGAUGAUUGGGGAACACUGAAGGACAUUAAGGCAAGACUUAAUGUCAAGCCGGGGUCUCAUCCAAAAUUUUGUAAGGCCAGACCGGUGCCAUAUGCUAUCGAACCAAAGGUGGAAGAAGAGCUUGAUAGGUUAGUAGGGGUUGGAGUUUUGACUAAGGUCAACUACAGUGAAUGGGGCACACCCAUAGUUCCUGUUAUGAAAAAAGAUGGCUCCGUGCGGUUAUGUGGAGACUUUAAGGUAACACUAAACCCUGUUUUGGAAGUGGAUCAGUAUCCUCUUCCUCGUACCGCUGAUAUUUUCGCAUCUUUGGCAGGAGGUCAGAAAUUUUCGAAGUUGGACCUGCAACAUGCCUACCUCCAAAUGGAGGUGGAGGAAAGCUCCAGGGAUUUACUGACCAUAAAUACCGAGAAGGGUUUAUACCGAUUCAAUCGACUGGUGUAUGGAGUAGCGUCAGCUCCAGCGAUGUGGCAACGGGCCAUGGACACAGUUCUACAAGGUUUAAAAGGAGUUCAGUGCAUAAUAGAUGAUAUGUUGAUCACAGGAAGCACGGAUGAAGAACAUUUGCAAAAUUUGGAGGCAGUUUUGGAACGUUUGGACAGGUACGGUUUACGGUUGCGAAAGGACAAGUGUGAGUUUUUCAAAACAAAGGUGUCUUUUUGCGGACAUGACAUUGAUGAGGACGGGUUACACAAAACACAGAGAAAAAUUGAAGCCGUACUACAGGCACCAGCGCCUACAGACACGACGCAGUUAAGGGCAUUCCUUGGACUCAUAAAUUAUUAUGCUAGGUUUCUGCCGAAUCUAUCCACAGUUCUCCACCCUUUACACAGACUUUUGGAGAAAAACCGGAAGUGGGAGUGGAAUGGUGAUUGUGCCAGAGCAUUUGCCGAGGUCAAGAAACUAGUUACAUCAAAUGAGGUGCUCACUCAUUACGACCCUGCAAAACCUGUGAGAUUGGCGUGCGACGCGUCACCAGUAGGUCUGGGAGCAGUAUUAUCUCAUGUAAUGGAUAAUGGAACCGAACGUCCCAUAGCUUAUGCCUCGAGAACCUUAAAUGCAGCCGAGAAGAAUUACUCGCAAAUUGAUAAGGAGGCACUUGCAUUAGUAUGGGGAGUCAAGCAUCUUCAUAACUAUGUGUUUGGACGAGAGUUCACCCUAAUUACAGACCACAAGCCACUGAUUUCGAUUUUCAAUCCCGAGAAGGGAAUACCCUCAACCACUGCUGCGAGGAUGCAAAGGUAUGCUUUGUUUCUGUCUGGACUGACAUACAAAAUCGAGUAUAAAUCAACCACAGCACAUGGAAAUGCGGAUAGCUUGUCACGGUUACCUUUACAAGUCAACACUAUUGACAGUGAUGACGACGAAAUGGUGAACGCAGUAAACGUGGGUCAGUUGGAGAAGCUGCCAGUAACACAGUCCCAGAUACGAAGGGAGACAACUCAUGAUCCUGUGAUGGCAACAGUAUUACAGUUUGUAAUGAAUGGUUGGAAUGAGGAAGUCACUAACCCAGAACUGAAACCAUAUUUUGUGAGGAACACAGAGAUUACUGAACAUCAAGGAUGUCUAUUGUGGGGGACUAGAGUAAUUGUACCUCCCAAACUUCAAGCUGAAGUUCUUGCGGAAAUACACCAAGGUCACAUCGGAAUCGUGAAAAUGAAGGCAGUGGCCCGAAGUUAUGUUUGGUGGCCUAAUAUAGACUUGGACAUUGAACAAUUGUGCAAGGCUUGCACAGGGUGCCAGAGUGUUAAAGUGGCACCACCAUCAGCUCCACUUCAUCCAUGGGAGUGGCCCUCAAGGCCAUGGUACAGGAUACAUAUGGAUUUUGCUGGUCCUUUUCUGGACAGUAUGUUUUUCAUUGUUGUGGAUGCUUACUCUAAGUGGCCAGAAGUAGUCCCCAUGAGGACAACAACGUCAGAGAAGACCAUAGAUGUACUGCGAGCAAUAUUCGCAAGGAACGGCAUACCCACUGAAAUUGUCAGUGACAACGGCCCUCAGUUUGUGUCCGAGAGUUUUAAGAACUUUGUUAAGGCUAAUGGUAUAAAACACAUCACAUCCGCCCCAUACCAUCCGAGUACAAAUGGACUCGCGGAAAGAUUUGUUCAAACCUUUAAGGCAGCAAUGAAGGCUAGUAGGAGAGACAAUGGUACGUUGACAAAGAAGUUGGCUAAUUUCUUGUUAGCUUACCGGAACUCAGCACAUGCGACAACAAAUGAAUCACCCGCAAAGUUGUUCUUAGUACGGAAGUUACCAUCCAGGUUAGAUUCUCUUCUCCCAAAUGUUAGAGGACGAGUGGAAGGUCAGCAAAGUAACAUGACAUUCAAGCGAAUUUCAAGGUUAAGAACCUUUGAGCCAGGUCAGAGUGUUACUACCUGUGAUUAUCGUCGGGGAAGUGAGGAUAAAUGGGUUUCCGGUAAAAUCCUUGAACAGACAGGUCCGGUUUCUUACCGUGUGGAGGUUGCUCCGGGAACAUUCUGGAGACGACAUACUGAUCAAUUGAGGGAUGCUUGUGCUCAAAUUCCAUUGAAGGUAACCUUAACUGAACCUAUAAUACCCUCAGGUACACGGAAAUCAGCAGAAGUGGUUCCUCCAGCAGCCACAUGUGGUGACUCGGAUCGAUCAACACCAUUGCGUGAUGUCUCACUCCCAAACCAUCACCUUCGACAUCAUUGA